This is a messenger RNA of Dibothriocephalus latus, 468 nucleotides long. The record is from the annotation of a GenBank genome assembly. Lineage: Eukaryota; Metazoa; Platyhelminthes; Cestoda; Diphyllobothriidea; Diphyllobothriidae.
CUGAUCCACUAUUGUCAAAAUGAGGCCAGAGACGCUUUUGAAAUAUGUGCGAUCCUAGAGCCUAACGAGGGGUAUUCGGAGGCUCUUAAGAUCCUUAGAUGCCGAUUCGGGCAACCUCACUUAAUCGCUAGGGCUCGCAUAGAUAAUUUGAUUGAUGGUCCAAUCUAUGGAUCUGACAGUUUGAUGAAACUUGCCGACGAUAUGCGAAACUGUAAGAACACGUUGCAACAGUUGGAUUCUGUAGCCGAAUUAAAUUCAUCUAGGACGCUGGCGGCCAUAAUCAGACGACUCCCUCCACAGUUGCAAUUCAAAUGGUCAGAGCUCGCGUCAUCAACUCCACGUCUUGGUAGAGAGCCAACGUUUUCUGAUCUAACUGACUUUGUAGACGAGAGGGCUGAAUUAUCGAUGGUGCAUCAGUCAUACUCCUCUAGUUCCGUUUCUACUUUCAAUCGUCCCCAGGGCGAUUGA